This is a messenger RNA of Puccinia triticina, 1317 nucleotides long. RefSeq lists its product as uncharacterized. Gene Ontology annotation, molecular function: signaling receptor binding. The transcript is spliced from 4 exons. The record is from RefSeq and is a predicted model, not a curated record. The coding region runs from base 1 to 1317 and encodes 438 amino acids. Gene Ontology annotation, cellular component: peroxisomal membrane; peroxisomal importomer complex. Lineage: Eukaryota; Fungi; Basidiomycota; Pucciniomycetes; Pucciniales; Pucciniaceae. Gene Ontology annotation, biological process: protein import into peroxisome matrix, docking.
AUGCUUGGAGUUGUCGAAUCGCCGGCCCUUAUAGGUCUGGUGCAGCCGACUCCGCAGCCUGGACCUGCAGCGGGGUAUGAAAGUUCAGAUGUGCAAACCGAGCUGGAAAGCUGGCAUCGAAUCCUACUGAACGACCUCCAACUCGAUUCACAAUCACCGAUCGUUACGAUGGCUUCGAACCGAGACUCGCUGAUAUCUUCCGCCGUUGGCUUCCUCCAGGACCCCACGGUAGCAAGCUCACCGCUCGCCAAGCGGAUUGCCUUUCUAGAAUCCAAAGGCCUAACUUCUUCUGAAAUUGAGGAAGCCCUCCGGCGUGCUUCGAGUCUCGGUACAACCCAAAACGCAUUCGCUGCUGGAUAUCGGGGACCCUAUCAAGCUGAUCGUGAUGCUACAGACUGGCGAGAUUGGUUUGUGAUGACUGUGAUUGGUGGUGGUGUGGGCUACUUACUCAUCAACCUUGCGAAAAAAUUUCUCAUUCCGGCUUUGAAACCUCCGACACAAACAGAGCUCGAAGAGGCACAAGCUAGACUUGAACAGAAAUACGAUGAAGUCACUGGGAUCUUGCAGACGAUCCAAUCCGAUACGGAGAUUGUGAAGAAGGAAAUGACGGAACAGGCGGAGAAGCUCGGUCUAGCGAUGAAGGAGGUUGAAUCGGCAGUCGAGGAAUGCUUGUCAGGGGAAAUUCAGAGAGAUCAAGAGCUACAUAGCGUUCAACAGGAGGUCGAAGGGCUGCGGACAUCUGUUCAACAGAUGAUCCAAUCGAAUAAAGAAGCGCAGACAGCUGCUAUCGUUGAUUUGCAAACGGAGCUCAAGUCGCUGAAAUCGAUUAUGAUGACUGCCCGGCCUGUAGGUUCCUCGAACCUUCCAGGAUCUCCAACCAAUGGGAUCUCGUCUCGCUCGCCCCAGAACGGAACAGGGCUGAACUCAUUCGGCAUCCAGCCUCAAGCCAACUCGCUCUCUAAAUUCAAUACGACCCGACCCGUUGGAAUUCCUGCAUGGCAGCUAGCCUCCGGAUACAACACCACCCCGACUAGCCAGACUGCCAAUGGGGAUCCUAUCUCUGGCUCGACUACGACACCCUCAGCAUCUGGGUCGUCUCCCCAGACCAAGACGCUUAGCUACAGCAAUGGAAACGCGACAGUGAACCUGGAUGAUCCCAACCGAUCAGGGGCGGCGACACCGGAACUCAGUAGUAGUCGGCAGAGCUUGGUGGAUGAUGAUGAGGGCCACAUUAUCAAUAGUAAAUAUACAACAGAUGAUAAGAAUCAGUCUCAUACUGAGUCGGUCAAGGCUCCAGUAGAUGGUCUUCUGAGCUAG